Molecule: messenger RNA, 945 nt
Organism: Sciurus carolinensis (gray squirrel)
Lineage: Eukaryota; Metazoa; Chordata; Mammalia; Rodentia; Sciuridae
Product: olfactory receptor 6-like
Exons: 1
Coding region: 1-945 (314 amino acids)
Biological process (GO): G protein-coupled receptor signaling pathway
Cellular component (GO): membrane
Molecular function (GO): olfactory receptor activity; G protein-coupled receptor activity
Source: RefSeq, a predicted model, not a curated record
AUGCAGCAGAUGAACAUCACUCUGGUCAGUGAGUUCAUCCUGGUGGGCUUCCCCACUGCCCCAUGGAUACAGCUCCUGCUUUUCUUCCUCUUCCUCCUGGUCUACUUGUUGGUGGUAGCAGAGAAUCUUGUUAUCAUGCUCACUGUUUGGGUUACAGUCUCCCUUCAUAAGCCCAUGUACUAUUUCCUGAGUAGCUUAUCUUUCCUGGAGGUCUGGUAUGUCUCCGUCACAGUCCCCAAGAUGCUGGAUGGAUUCCUCCUGCAGAGACGGCGCAUCUCCUUCACAGGUUGCAUGACUCAGCUCUACUUCUUUAUCUCUCUAGCCUGCACAGAGUGUGUGCUUCUAGCAGCCAUGGCCUAUGACCGCUAUGUGGCCAUCUGCCACCCUCUGCGAUAUCCGGUCAUCAUGACCACAGGUUAUUGUGUGCAGCUGGUGGUCUUCUCCUAUAUGACUGGCUUCAUGAUCACCGUGAUCAAAGUCUAUUUCAUUUCACAUGUCACCUUCUGUGGCUCCAAUGUCAUGAACCACUUUUUCUGUGAUAUCUCACCAAUCCUCAAACUGGCAUGCAAAGACAUGUCCACAGCUGAGUUAGUGGACUUUGCUUUGGCAAUUGUCAUUUUAAUUUUCCCUCUCACCAUCACGGUCCUUUCUUAUGUCUACAUUGUGUCCACCAUCUUGCAUAUGUCCUCUACGCAGGGAAGGAUGAAGGCCUUCUCCACCUGUGCAUCCCACCUCACUGUAGUCAUAAUUUAUUACACGGCCAUGAUUUUCAUGUAUGCCAGGCCAAGAGCUAUUGCAUCAUUUAAUUCCAACAAACUAAUCUCAGCUGUGUAUGCAGUCCUCACACCCAUGCUAAAUCCUUUCAUCUACUGUCUAAGGAACCAGGAAGUCAAGAAUGCUAUAAAGAAGACCUUGUGGGGAGGCCAAUGCCUCCUACUCAGCUGA